Molecule: messenger RNA, 1646 nt
Organism: Phlebotomus papatasi
Lineage: Eukaryota; Metazoa; Arthropoda; Insecta; Diptera; Psychodidae
Gene: Polr3E
Product: DNA-directed RNA polymerase III subunit RPC5
Exons: 6
Coding region: 157-1530 (457 amino acids)
Biological process (GO): DNA-templated transcription
Cellular component (GO): nucleus; RNA polymerase III complex
Source: RefSeq, a predicted model, not a curated record
ACAACGCUCCGCGCGCCCUACUGUGGUCAUUCUGAGAAACUUUCCUCGGUGUGUUUUUAUUUCGUUUCGCGUUGUGUGAUGCGUUCUUUAGAAUUUUCCACUAUUAUUACCACUAGAUAUAGUUAGCAAUAGAAUAUUAAUUUAAUCACCGCAAGAAUGGAUGAGGAGGAUCCGAUUGUCGAGGAGAUUCCGGUGUUUCUAUCCAAAUCCCUGGCUGAGAACUUGUACGUUUUCCAAUUUUCCACUCGGGAUGCCGAUUACACGAUAGAUUGUAGCGAUGUAGUCAAUUGCUGCGUAAAACCUCACAACCAACAGGCAAAGGUGGAUUUUGGGCUAGAGACAAAAUCACGUAAUUAUGACGAGUUCCGGGGAUCACUGCUGGCUGUAGGAGCCGAUGGGAAGAAUCCUUCCAGAAAUGAUCGACCAUCCUUCCCAAGUGGCACCAUGGACAAGAUGAGCUUCGUGAGCUCCAAGGCUCUGCAGAAUUCAGGAAAUUAUGUGAUAGGCGUGAUGCAAGAUCGAGAAGUGCAUACAACGCCCCUCAAUGGCAUCCUCCAGAUGCGCCCCUCUUUCUCCUACUUCGACAAACAGGAUGCCCGGCGAAAAGCCGAGCAGAAGACAGAAGCUGAGCUUGAGGCUGAAGAGGAGGAACUCAAGCAGAUCACAGUUAAAUUCGCCCGAGGCGAUAGUGAAAAGGCCAAAAAGGCUAGAGAAAAGACUUUUGACUUUGUGGCUGCCCGGGAGGCCGAGGAGCCCUGGUGCGAGACAUUCUGGCAUCCAAUGGGCUCCGCGGCCGUCGAACUGGAGCGCCAGAGGCUCUUCUGCACAAAAACAGCCCCCACGGGGCAUACACUCUCCUCCAGCAGCAGAGACUACGUCAAAGCCCUGAUCCCGUCGGAGAGGCAUGACAAAUCCGUGGAGAGCAUCGUGCCCAGCGGAGUCGUCAGCUUGUUCAAGCUGAAAGAGAUGGGUCUGCAGGAACAAAUCAAGAACAUCCUCAUAGACGUUAAAAUGGUCUCUCUGUCGCAACUUCUGACCAUCCUGGAUGACAAGACUGUGACUGAGGAGAAAGUGGUGCGAAUCCUGCCGCUAAUCGGUCUCCUAAUUCGUGGCAAUUGGGUUGUCCAGUCAGAAGUUCUCUAUCCUCCGGAAACCUUUUCCAGCAUCAAUGGCAUCUCCAGCGAGAUCAUGUGUCGCAGUCGGGAUUACGUGCUGCAUCAAUUGGUGAAGCGGAACUUUGUGGAUAGGCAGAAGAUUUCGCUGGUGAUCCAGUUGCCGCCGGAAGAGGUCAAGGAGAUCCUUCAGUCUGUGGCUCAGGUGUCUUCCAGGGGCUGGGAAUUGCCCCUGAUGCCAGAUUUGAAGUUUGAGGGGAAGUAUCCGGAGUUGGUGCAGCGGCAGGAGAUGUUCUGGCGCAGCAAGGAGGAUCUGUUCAGUGAGAUGGAAUCGGAGAAGGUGCCAAAGCGAGUCAGGAAGAGAUCCAUCAGAGAGUCCAAUAAAGUGCCGGUGGAAAAAGUCAAUGGCACGGUUUAAAAAUCAUGAUAGAGACGGAGAAAGAGAGAGAGAGAGAGAAGAAGAAGACAGGAAUAUUGGAAUUGGCUUCCCGGAAGCUACGAUGAAGAAUAAAUAAAGAAAAUUUGUGGCUUAAA